AUGGGCAAUCGUACCACAGUGAAUACAUUCCUUCUGUGGGGAUUUUCCAGUUUCCCAGACCUGCAGGGUCUCCUCUUUGUGAUGAUCUUCUUCUGCCAUGUGGCAAUAUUAGUUGCAAAUGUAUCCAUAAUGGUGGCUAUCAAGCUCAGCCACAACCUUCACAUCCCGAUGUACUUUUUCCUCUCUGGCUUGUCCUUGUCAGAAACCUGUACCACUAUAGUAGUCAUUCCCCGAAUGCUAGUGGACUUGCUAUCAGACAGCAAGACCAUUUCUCUCCCUGAGUGCGCCACACAGAUGUUCCUCUUCCUUAGCUUGGCAGGCAACAACUGCUUCAUCAUGGUUGCCAUGGCCUAUGACCGUUACACUGCCAUUCACAACCCGCUGCACUACUCCAUCCGCAUGACCCACAAGAUCUGCCUUCGGAUCAUGAUGGCCUCUUCUGUCACUGGGAUGGUGGUGUCUCUCUGUAUUGUCCUCAUUGUAUUCAACUUGUCUUUUUGUGACUCCAGCAUCAUCCAGCACUUUUUCUGUGACAUCCUACCGGUAGCCUCCCUUGCCUGUGAUUACACUUUGUUUCAGAAAAUGAUCCUUCUUGCAUUUACUUCCUUUGUGUUAGUGGGCAGCUUCACUUUAAUUAUGAUUUCCUAUGUCUUCAUUGUGCUCAUAGUUGUGAAAAUGCCCUCUGCAAAGGGGAGGUAUAAGGCCUUUUCUACUUGCUCCUCUCACCUCACUGUGGUGUGCAUACAUUAUGGGUUUUCUGGCUUUGUACAUUUGAGACCCAAGAACAGCGAUUCAUUUCAUGAAGAUAUGCUGAUGUCUGUGACAUAUACAGUGCUGACUCCCCUGCUUAAUCCCAUAGUUUACAGCCUAAGAAACAAAGAAAUGCAAAUAGCUCUAGGGAAAGUACUAGACAAUGUCAGUAGGUUUUUCUCUCAGAUGGUAAGUAAAAGAGCCUUGAACACUUCUUAA
Pteronotus mesoamericanus is the source of this 969-nucleotide messenger RNA. RefSeq names its product olfactory receptor 10T2-like. The transcript has a single exon. The record is from RefSeq and is a predicted model, not a curated record. Bases 1 to 969 code for a protein of 322 amino acids. Gene Ontology annotation, cellular component: plasma membrane. NCBI's taxonomy places the organism in Eukaryota, Metazoa, Chordata, Mammalia, Chiroptera, Mormoopidae. Gene Ontology annotation, molecular function: G protein-coupled receptor activity; olfactory receptor activity. Gene Ontology annotation, biological process: detection of chemical stimulus involved in sensory perception of smell; G protein-coupled receptor signaling pathway.